This is a messenger RNA of Protopolystoma xenopodis, 270 nucleotides long. NCBI's taxonomy places the organism in Eukaryota, Metazoa, Platyhelminthes, Monogenea, Polystomatidea, Polystomatidae. The record is from the annotation of a GenBank genome assembly.
AUGAAGUAUGAAACUUGUGGGUCCGCCGUCGAGGUCGCUUCCGGUUCAAAUGAAUCGAGGCGAAGUUGUUCGCCACGAUCUGCUUCAUUCGCAAGUCGUCGGUGGUGGGACUCUAUUCGCUCAGACGGAUCAAGUGACCCAAUCCUGUCAAAGUACCAUCCACACGAAGACGUGUCUGGGCCGAUUAGAGCAACCCAGUCGAGCCAACAUCGGCUGGCGAACGCCGCUCAGCAGCGGAUCAACCGAGCCCCGAUGAAGCCUGGCUUUUGA